Budorcas taxicolor (takin) is the source of this 636-nucleotide messenger RNA. RefSeq names its product spindle and kinetochore-associated protein 1-like. Gene Ontology annotation, molecular function: microtubule binding. The transcript has a single exon. Bases 1 to 636 code for a protein of 211 amino acids. Gene Ontology annotation, cellular component: outer kinetochore; spindle microtubule; mitotic spindle. Lineage: Eukaryota; Metazoa; Chordata; Mammalia; Artiodactyla; Bovidae. Gene Ontology annotation, biological process: mitotic cell cycle; chromosome segregation; regulation of microtubule polymerization or depolymerization. The record is from RefSeq and is a predicted model, not a curated record.
AUGAAAAGAUUGGCAAUAUUAAGAAAAACUCUGUCAUUGAGAAAUUGUGGGAAAGAACCUACCUUGAAGACCAUUUUAAAUAAAAUAGGAGAUGAGAUCAUUGUAGUAAAUGAACUUCUAAUUAAAUUGGAAUUGGAAGUUCAGUAUCAAGAACAAACCAACAGUUCCCUCAAGGGACUCUUUGAAUCUCUUGAAGAAGAUUACAAAGAUGUGCAGCAUCUCAAAGGAAACAUCCCUCCCGACUUGUCUCAAGUAACAGUUACCCAGAACUUUGUUAACAGAUCAGAUCUUGACCCUGAAGAACCAGUCAAAGUUGAGGAACCUGCACCCACAAAGAAGCCUCCCAAAGAACAAAGAAGUAUUAAAGAAAAGCCAUUUAUGACUUCUGAUGAGUUUAAUGGCAUUCCUGCGUACAUGAAAUCCCGCUUAACCUAUUGUCACAUUAAUGAUGUUAUUAAAGAAAUCAACAAGGCAGUUGUUAGUAAAUAUAAGAUCCUACGUCAACCGAAGAAGUCUAUGAGUUCUGUGGCCAGAAAUCUCUAUCACAGAUUUAUUGAUGAAGAAACGAAGGAAACCAAAGGUCAUUAUUUUGUAGUGGAAGCUGACAUAAAGGAGUUCACAAGCUUUGAAAGUUGA